AUGGGCAAUGUGGAUGAAGAUACUGAUGAACAUUUACAAGGUUUGGGAGACGAUCGAACCUGGAACGAUGGAUUUAGACAAAAACAAUAUCGCCAUUGGAUUAUUGUUUCAAGCAAUGUCGGAGUCUCUUGUUCUGCAGUUGGAGAACAGGAAACUUCAAAGCAGAUAUGGGAUGCAAUCAAAGCACGUAACCUCGGAGAUGAUCAAGUUAAAGAAACACGUCUACAGACCUUAAUGUAUGAAUUCGACAGAAUAAAGAUGAAAGAAGCUGAUACUAUCGAUAACUUUGCUGGAAAGCUAUCAGAGAUAGCCUCAAAAGCUGCAACUCUUGGACAACCUAUUGAUGAAAACAAACUGGUGAAGAAGUUUCUAAAUAGUCUGCCAAGAUCCAAGUACAUUCACAUCAUAGCCUCUCUCGAACAAGUCUUAGACUUAAAAAGUACAGGCUACGAAGAUAUAAUUGGGAGACUAAAAGUAUAUGAAGAAAGAACCCUUGAUGAAGAUAACACUGGAGAGACUCAAGGAAAACUCUUGUUCACAAACUCCUAUCAACAAAGCACUACAACAAUGACAAAAGGAAGAGGUCGUGGUAGAGGUGCUAGAGGAAGCAAAGGACGAGGUAGAGGAGGAAGAAUACAAAAGAAACAAGAGGCAAAUAAGAACGAAACAGAGGAAGCCGAUACUGAUCUUUUCAUGCACGAAGUGGUAUUCUUAAAUGAAGAGAAAUUAAUACCAAAGAACGAUGAAACAAAAGAUAGUGAAGAAGGAGUAUGGUACUUAGAUAACGGAGCCAGCAACCACAUGUCUGGUAAGAAACAUUAUUUCUCUGAGCUCAACGAGAAAAUCAAAGGAAAGGUGAAGUUUGGAGAUGGUUCUAAUAUAGAGAUUAAAGGGAAAUGA
This is a messenger RNA of Papaver somniferum (opium poppy), 900 nucleotides long. RefSeq lists its product as uncharacterized. The transcript has 2 exons. The record is from RefSeq and is a predicted model, not a curated record. Lineage: Eukaryota; Viridiplantae; Streptophyta; Magnoliopsida; Ranunculales; Papaveraceae. The coding region runs from base 1 to 900 and encodes 299 amino acids.